CUGGCUGCUCCGCUGCCCCCCGGCUCGCUCGCUCCGCGCCCCACACGGCCCAUCGCGAACCCCGCGCGACACGACGCCCGAACCGUGCGCGCGCGCGAACAAUACAAAAUCAUAAUAAAACAAAUCGGAAACCGCGGCGAGUUCAGCGACCAGUGCGAUCCGCAUGGAUAGGUGACGCUGUUCUAGACCAGACUUCCCUCGCCAUCUGCCACCAUGGAUCACGACCACCACGGCCACCACGAUCACCACGAUCAUGACCACCACGACCACGACCAUGUCCACCAACAUGGUCUGCUCAACGCGUCGGGCGACCCGCUGAGGGGGAUGGCCGUGUCGCAGCAGGACCUCAUCAUGGCCAAGGUGGUUGCCAUGGUGGUGCUGGGCCUGGUGUCCUUCCUCAUCGGCGUGCUCCCCGUCAAGCUGGCCUCCUGGUUCCACUUCGGCGAUGACGUCAUGUCGGGGAAGCGGGCGCGCGCCCACGAGCUAGUCAUCUCGCUGCUGCUCUGCUUCGGCGGCGGCGUGCUCCUCUACACCACGUUCGUCCACCUGCAGCCCGAGGUGCGGCAGGGCUUCGAAGGGCUGCGCGAGGCCGGGCUCCUCCCCGCCGAGGACAUGCAGCUGUCGGAGCUCGUCUUCUGCGCGGGCUUCUUCCUCGUGUACAUCGUGGAGGAACUUGUGCACCUGGUGCUCGACGGCCGCGCGUCGCGCCACGACCACGAAGACAAGGACGUCGUCGUGGUGCACCGCACCAUGAGCAUCCGUCGCUGCGCGGCCAACGGUGCCGAACGGGGUGGCGAGGACAAUCACGGCCACCAUCACCACCACCACAGCAACAUCGGCGGCCCCAACCAGAUGAUCCCCAGGGCCAUCCUGGCGCCAGGCUCGCCGGCCAAGCAGGCACCGCUGGAGACGGUGGUGGGCAGCAUGGCGCAGCCGCGCGCCGUGGACUCGGCCCGCAAGAGCAUCACGUCGAGCACGGAGGGACUCAUCAACGGCGGCUCGCCGCUCGGCAGCCACCUGGGCUCGACGGCGUCCUUCCCGGCGCCGGACAUGAACGGCCACCACCAUCACCACCACCAGCACCACGGCCACCACCACAUGCCCUCCGGCCAACUCAAGGACAAGGUCGUGCCCAAGUCCAUCCGCGGCUUCCUCACCGUGCUGGCGCUCUCCUUCCACGCCGUGUUCGAGGGCCUCGCCGUGGGACUGGAGUCGAGCCCCAGCAACGUGUGGUACCUGUUCGGCGCCGUGGCCACGCACAAGUUCGUCAUCGCGUUCUGCGUGGGCGUGGAGCUCGUCACCUCGCGCACCAAGCUGUCCCUCAUCCUGGUGUACGUGGCCACGUUCGCCGCCGUGUCGCCGCUGGGCAUCGCCGCCGGCCUGCUGCUCGGCGCCGACCCGGCGGCGGGCCAGGGCGUGGCGGCCGUCGUGCUGCAGGGCAUGGCCGCCGGCACGCUGCUCUACGUCGUCUUCUUCGAGAUCCUGCAGCGCGAGCGCGCCAACACGCACAGCGGCGUCUGCCAGCUCCUCGCCAUCAUGGCCGGCUUCGGCGCCAUGCUCGCCCUGGGGAUGACAUGUGAGUGUUACAACCAUGCCGCUAUUCGUUAUGCAAAUAGAGGGUGCGGAGCGAGGCGCCACCCCCGCGGCGUUGCGUGCUGGGCUGGAGCACCUGUUCAAGGUCGCCUCGCUGAUGAGCGCCGCGGCACGCGACCACACAAAUGCCAUGCCGUAAUCAGCAUAAUCUCCCCCGAAUUCUUCAAACGCGGCUCCUCCGCCCCCCGUCCGCACCUACGCCCCCGUCCCCGCUCCCACUACACCCGUUGGCCGGCCGCAUAGACCUCCCCGGCCUGGGUGGGCACGAGCAUCGCGUUUAAGAGUUGCGUCAAUACGGACGGUUGUUUUUUUUUUCUUAUCGGGUAGAUCGGCCAGCAAACUAAAGCGCCGCCGCACUAGUAGUAGUGCGGCGGCCGACGGGCGGCCCUCUCUGCGGUAAUUGCGAGCUCGGGGCGCUCAGGAAACAGGUGCUCUGCUCGACUCGAACUAUUCCGCUCCGGCACGUUUGGUGCGGCCGCCGACUUGCAAGGGGGGAUUGCUCAGACCGUUAAACGGAGAGUGCUGCUUGCAAGUAAGGAAAUGCGCUUUUUUAGGUGCACUCAGAGUGCAGUGGAGUCUAACUCUCUGAAAAUGCAACGCAGUCUAUUAUUGGCACCUGUACGCAACCUGGCCUGGUCUGUAGCUGAGUGACCCAUUCAUUGUGCUGCACAGGGCAUGACGUGCAAGCUGUGCAAGCUGGAGUAGGUCGUGCGAGCGACGAGUGGCUGGAUGACCCAGUGGGGAGCAAGACUCGCUCCGUCACCGCCCUCUCACCCUCCCACCCCCUGGACUUGAUGAAAUUUCAUUACUCAAUUGUGUAAUGAAAAAUUUAAUAACAUUGUAAUGAAAUUGUGAUGAAGAUAGCUUAUUAUAAAUGUUCUUAAAAUGUAAUUAUUUUUUGGACGCUGAUUGUUAAGCGCCGCGAUAAGAGACCGCUACAGCGAUGUUGGAAGAUUAGAUUAACCCCCCUGAUUUCUCGAAAAGCAGUAGCCGUAUACAGUUGUCGGCGAUGUCGUCCAUAUCUCUCGGCGCCCUCCCCGACUUCCCAGACAAAAGAGAUACGGAUCGACGGUAUAGGUGGUUGGUUCCAGUGAAGCCGACACAUGAGUUGUGUUCGCAGCGCGGCCAGGCCAGGCAUGUGUGGCUUAUGAGGAAGUG
Frankliniella occidentalis (western flower thrips) is the source of this 2751-nucleotide messenger RNA. RefSeq lists its product as uncharacterized. The coding region runs from base 214 to 1836 and encodes 540 amino acids. Gene Ontology annotation, cellular component: plasma membrane. Lineage: Eukaryota; Metazoa; Arthropoda; Insecta; Thysanoptera; Thripidae. Gene Ontology annotation, biological process: zinc ion transmembrane transport. Gene Ontology annotation, molecular function: zinc ion transmembrane transporter activity. The record is from RefSeq and is a predicted model, not a curated record. The transcript is spliced from 2 exons.